Molecule: messenger RNA, 1665 nt
Organism: Lampris incognitus (smalleye Pacific opah)
Lineage: Eukaryota; Metazoa; Chordata; Actinopteri; Lampriformes; Lampridae
Product: general transcription factor II-I repeat domain-containing protein 2-like
Exons: 1
Coding region: 1-1665 (554 amino acids)
Source: RefSeq, a predicted model, not a curated record
AUGGCGACAAAACGAAAAGUAGACAAAGAGUAUCGACAGUUUCAAGAGAGGUGGGAAGCUGAAUACCUGUUUUGUGAGUUAAAACAAAAGCCAGCGUGUCUCGUAUGUCAAGAGUCGCUGGCAGUGUUCAAAGAGCACAACAUCCGCAGAGCCUUCGAAAGGAAGCAUGGCGAGCAAUAUGCUAACAUGGACACGGAGCAGCGGCUGCAGAAAGCCAAAGGCUUGAAACGCAACCUUCAACAUCUGCAAAGCGUGUUCACUCGCAUCGGUAGUGAAAGUGAGGGCGCUACCGAGGCGAGUUGUAUUAUCGCAGAGGAACUCGCAAAGGCUAGCGAGCCGUUUAGCGAGGGAGAGUUUAUUAAAGACUGCCUUGAAAAAGUGUGCAACGUCGUGUGCCCUGACAAGAAGCAGGCAUUUUCAAACACCAGCCUGUCCCGGAAUACUGUGGCUAGUCGUGUUGAGGAACUGGCCUCCGCUGUGGAGAGCCAGCUACAAACCAAAGCCGAGCACUUUGUUCCAUCCUCACUAGCGGCAGAUGAGAGUAAAGACAGGACGCACACAGCCCAGCUGUCCAUACUCAUCCGAGGGGUGGACACUCAGUUGUCCGUCACUGAGGAACUUUUAGACGUGAAACUGGUCGGUUUGACUCGGAAGGCGACGGGGCACACAGGAGAAAACUUGGUAGCCUACCACCGCAUCCUCCCCCAGGAGGCCCUCUGCUGUAAGGUGUUGGGCAUGGAACAGGUCAUGACUGUUGUGACUAACACUGUGAACUUUAGUCGUGCACGGGGCUUGAAUCAUCGGCGGUUUAGGGCUCUUUUAGAGGAGGGAAACUCUGUGCGUGAGGAUGUGCCCUAUCACACGGAGGUGCGCUGGUUGAGUCGGGGAAAAGUGCUGAGGAGGUUUUACGACACCCGCGCUGAGAUCGCUCGUUUCAUGGAAAGCAAACAGAAGGCCGCCCCCAAGCUUGAGGAUGAAAAGUGGCUGAGCGACUUGGUGUUUAUGUGUGACAUCACGGAGCACCUCAGGUCACUGAAUCUCAAACUCCAGGGAAGAAAGCAGCUGAUCCCCGAGAUGCGGCACUCCGUGAAGGCAUUUGAACUGAAACUGCGUCUGAGGGAGGGCCAGAUGCGCAAAGGUAACUUGACCCACUUUCCUACCUGUCAAUCAAUGAGCGCCACAGUCACCAUUCCACUCCGGACCCAAGUGUAUGCUGACAAACUGAACACACUCAAAGCGGAAUUCAGCAGGAGGUUUGCUGAUUUUGAAUCACAGAAAUUCAACCUUGACCUGUUCGCAAAUCCUUCUGCAAUUGAUGUCGACGCUGCCCCUGAGCACCUGCAAUUGGAACUCAUUGAACUGCAAUGUAGCAGCGCUCUGAAGUCCCAGUACCAGUCAAUCGGGGCUGCUGAGUUUGCAGCUCUCCUCCCCAAAUCAAUGCCAGAGCUCCGUCUUCAUGCUGCACGCAUCAUGUCCAUGUUCGGAAGCACUUACUCGUGCGAACAGAUGUUCUCCAUAAUGAACCUGAACAAGACAUCCCACAGAUCCCGACUCACUGACCAGCAUUUGGUGUCGGUACUGAAACUGGCCACAGCCAAGGACAUUAAGCCUAGAAUAGACGAGAUCAUCUCUAAGAAAAGGUGCAGAGUGUCUGGUAAGAGUUGA